AUGUCGGGUUUUGGUUCUUUGCUGGAGUACAAUGAAAUUGUUAGGCAGAUGUUUGGUAAUGAAGAAGAAGGAUUUCAGUUUUAUAACAACUAUGCUAAGGAGAAAGGAUUUAGUGUGAGGAGAAGCUACUGUGAGUGGGACAGUGGCCAUAAUGAGAUUACCCUUCGGAAGUUUGUCUGCAGUCGUGAAGGUUUUCGAGAAGAGAAGGAGCUGAAGAGGGAGAGUAAGAAGCGGAAACCACGGAAUAUUACUCGUGUUGGAUGUCGUGCUAAACUUGUGAUUGCACGAGAUCAGAGCACAGAGCAGUGGUAUGUGAAGGAUUUCAUCGGUGGACACAACCAUCCGAUGGCGGAACCAGACGUUGCUUGUCUGCUGCGUUCACAUAGAAGAAUCAGCGAUGAUCAGAAAGCUGAGAUUUUGGAGAUGCAGAUUUCUGGGAUCCGCAAACACCAGAUAAUGGAUAUUGUGCAAAAGCAGUACGGUGGGUACGAUAAGGUUGGAUAUACAAUGAGGGACCUGUACAAUUUCUGCCAUCGCAAUAAGCUGGAGACAGUUGCCGCUGGUGAUGCUCAAACAGUCAUCAGUUACCUGACAGAAUGCAAACGUAGAGAUCCUGAUUUCUUUUUCCAGUACAAGACUGAUAGGGAAGGGCACCUGAAGGGACUGAUCUGGUGUGACUGUCAAUGUCGGCUUGACUACAGAGCAUUUGGUGAUGUCGUCGUAUUUGAUAGCACGUACAAAACGAACCGAUACAACCUGCCUCUUGUUCCUUUUGUUGGAGUGAAUCACCAUGGCAGUACGGUUCUUUUUGCUUGUGGAAUUGUUGCUCAGGAGACUAUUGAGUCUUAUGUGUGGCUGCUUAGCACAUUAUCUGAUGCCAUGGCUCAGAAGCAUCCGGUUUCCGUGAUCACUGAUGGAGACCUUGCUAUGCAGAGAGCAAUCAGGGUGGUGUGGCCAAAUUCAUCUCAUAGGCUAUGCAUAUGGCAUAUUGAGCAGAACAUUGUGCGUAAUCUGCAUGAUGAUGGUGUCAAGAAUGAUUUUAGGUAUUUCCUUUAUGAUUGUUGCUCCAUAGAAGAGUUAGAGAUGAAAUGGCUAGAAUUCUUGGAUAAGCAUAACGUUACAGAUCAAGAGUCGUGGCUUUAUCAGAUGUAUGAGAGGAGGGAAAUCUGGUGUGCUGCGUAUCAUGCUGGUAAGUGCUAUUUAGGACUGAGGAGCAACCAGCGGAGUGAGAGCCUGAACUCUAGGCUUCAGGUAAAUCUAGAUCGUAAAAUGACACUGUUUGAGCUGGUGCAGCACUUUGACCAUUGUCUUUCACGGCUGCGUAGUAAUGAAGCACAUCUGGACUUUGAUGCAGAGAAUUCUGAGCCAAUGUUACAACUAGAUGCUUCAACUAUUGAGAAGGAGGCUGCAAAAAUGUUCACACCAGGAGUUUUUGCCAAGGUGCAGUUCAGCAUAAAAGCAGGCAUGAAGUGUUUUAUGAGAGAGCACCUAGAUGGCUAUGAUUUGCAGACAUAUAUUGUUGGAAGGGUGGAUAAAGGAGACAAAGAGUACUUUGUGAAAUGUGAGAUAUGUGUUGAUGAAGGCACUCUGAAGAGAAUUUCUUGUUCUUGUCUUAAGUUACAGUCCCUUGGAACCCCCUGCUCACACAUCUUCUUUGUAUUGGGCUAUCGCGAUGAACGCAAGCUUCCAGAGUGCUGUGUUUUGAAAAGGUGGACAAUGGGAGCCAAGAGUGCAUUUCCUCCUAUAAGGAAGAGCACCAUGUAUGACUAUUCUGAUAGCCUACAGAGGUACCGUGAGCUACGUAAUAUCAGUCACACUGCAUCCUUUGUAGCAUCUCGUUCACCUGAAGCAUAUGAGCGGCUGAAACGUGUUCUGCAUGAGGAAGCUGCUAUGGUCCUGCCUAAUGGAGGAGAGAACGGAGGAAACAAGUUUGGUCCAGUGCUGCCGCAAGCCCAGCAUAUUGAUUCCACAGAGUCCACAAAUGUCUUGGAUCCCAUGCAUGUGCCAGGCAGAGGGGCACCGAAGAAAAAGGUGAAGUCAGUUUCAAAUAAGAAGAAAUCUACGAGGAAGAUCACUGCUGCUACCUACGUCCAUGCCCACCAAUCUAACAUCCUCUAUCUAUUUCAGACGCUGCAACAAGAGGUGCUGAAGCUGGAUGUUCUCCCGGUGCUUGCGCUCCAACAAGAGGUGCUGAAGCUGGAUGUUGUUGCGCUCCAACAAGAGGUGCUGAAGCUGGAUGUCCGGGAGGUCUGCCUCUGCCACUGA
This is a messenger RNA of Sorghum bicolor (sorghum), 2265 nucleotides long. Its product is annotated as protein FAR1-RELATED SEQUENCE 5-like. The coding region runs from base 1 to 2265 and encodes 754 amino acids. The transcript is spliced from 2 exons. NCBI's taxonomy places the organism in Eukaryota, Viridiplantae, Streptophyta, Magnoliopsida, Poales, Poaceae. Gene Ontology annotation, molecular function: zinc ion binding. The record is from RefSeq and is a predicted model, not a curated record.